Diaporthe amygdali is the source of this 1185-nucleotide messenger RNA. RefSeq lists its product as uncharacterized. Lineage: Eukaryota; Fungi; Ascomycota; Sordariomycetes; Diaporthales; Diaporthaceae. The record is from RefSeq and is a predicted model, not a curated record. The transcript has a single exon. The coding region runs from base 1 to 1185 and encodes 394 amino acids.
AUGGAACAAAACAAGCAAACACCUGCCCGGCGCCGCCGAAAUGGGAAGCAUGCCUCGGGUCGUAAGAAUUACGCAUCUGAGGGCGACGUCCUGACGAACAUGCCCUUUCCUGCCAACUAUCCCGCGACGCCCAUGAAAUCCAAGAAUGCCAGCCCAGCUCCCGGGUCCCAAGCUACCCAGCCCAAGUCCGCAAAGCAGGGCAACAGGUCAGCCCGGCCCGCCCAUGUCUCGACGUCUCCCGGUCCUGCCAAACCUGGCCGGCGCACUCCGCCUCACUCUGCAAACAACAAAACCAACUCGGCCGCCUUCGCUGGCGCCAAUUUCCAUGCCUCUCCUGCUCCGGCCUCCCUGCCGAUGCCAAGUUUCUUCAGGGUGCGAUCCGAAUCAGCUACUGUGAGCGGACGCACCAAAGAGCCGUCACCGCCGGCCUCUGACUGCGACUCUCCCAGUCCCUCCCAACCAGCGACCGUGCCCCAGGUUCGCCGUGACGAGUCUCCGCUGGACUUGCUCUUCCGAGCAGACCGAGCCGAGAAGGAGCGAGCCUGCAGAACGAACUCCGCAAACGCAGCGGCUGCUGAUGGUCCGUUCUCCCCACCUUCGGAGGGGCGAUCGGGCCGGGAUGCCAACUAUUCCUUUGAUCCAAUCCCCCUGAAGCUCCCCAGCCGCCCAGCUCAGAAUGGCGCCUCUGGCCCUAACGGCACUGCUGGAUCUGGUCCGCGCCCCGAGCCCUUUGCCUUGCCCAUCCACGAAAAGGCCCGGGCGGCCAGAGCUACGGAAGUCAAGAUACAGCAGCAGGCCCAACAGCAAGGCCCAGCACAACCACGAGAGGCUCCCCAGCAUCUCGCUACACCCCCGCGAUUGGAUCAAAGGAGUGAGGCGGUAAAGAGGCUCCUGGGAAUCGGCGCUGGGUCGCCGUCCUCAAACUCGGUGUCAGCGCCGUCGCAUCAUCAGACCAACUCCCCUGGACUUUUCCCAUUCCCGACAGCCGCUUCACAGAGUUCUCCGCAACUCAGCGGCGGGGCAAUGGGCACGCAGAGCCCAGGCUCAGGAGGUCCAGAAGACUGGAAGUACCGUGGCGAGCACGCGCUUCGCCAGGCUCUGAAGCUCCCCUUCCCGAUCGGAGCUGGACUAGACGGCAACAGCAGCCCACAACAACAAACCGGUCCCUCCCCAGGACGUGCAUAG